AUGUCUAGUAUUGGGGUGAUGGCGUUUGUGUGCGAAGCGUUGUUGUGGAGCCGGGGGUGGACGGCGGAGCUGGUCAACGAGCUGGUGAUGGACUACGCGCAGCCGCGCGGCGCGCGCGCGCAGGCCAAGGCGUUCAUGCGGCUCAUCGACGCCUGGCCGCUGCGCAUCUAUGUCUACGACUUGGUGUCUAUCGACAUUACUCUUAUGUUAAAGUUUGUUACCCUUUCAACUACGUACUUGAUUGUUAUCCUACAAAUAUCACACUUUUUGUAA
Leguminivora glycinivorella is the source of this 273-nucleotide messenger RNA. RefSeq lists its product as uncharacterized. NCBI's taxonomy places the organism in Eukaryota, Metazoa, Arthropoda, Insecta, Lepidoptera, Tortricidae. The transcript has a single exon. The record is from RefSeq and is a predicted model, not a curated record. Bases 1 to 273 code for a protein of 90 amino acids.